AUGGUAGCAUCUUCUAUGGAUUUCGAUGACAAUUCGGAGGUUGCUCACCCUCUCCGUAACUCCCACCAUCGUGGGAGAAAUGACAACAAUAAUAGGGGUAGAAAUUCCGGCGGUGGGGGUAAGAAAUCCGGCGGUGGUGGCGGCAACAGGUCUGGCCGUGGCGGCGGCGGCAGGAAGUCCGACAGCCGCGGUUCUGGGGUAGCAACCAGAGACAUGGAGGAUAGCAACAAGUUGGGUCGUGGCCUGCAAUGUCUCCAUGGGCAGCCAAGUGUGCUUGGGCCUGCUCUAGUUCCACAUACUUGGACUCCACAUCAAGCAUUCAUGGCUGCAAUGCCCUCUUACAUGCCUUUAAUGUCGGCCCUACGCACCAACAGAUAUAGAGGCGACUAUGCACACUAUGUCCAUGAACCCCCAGAUGUAAAUUGGUACAUGCACACCGGUGCCACAUCUCACAUGACGUCUUCCCAAGGUUAUCUCAUAUCUUAUUUUAAUUUGAGCAAUAAAAAUGGUAAAAUUGUUGGUAAUGGUCAUAUGAUUCCUGUUCGUGGUUGUGGUCACACCUAA
Messenger RNA from Spinacia oleracea (spinach), 564 nucleotides. RefSeq lists its product as uncharacterized. The coding region runs from base 1 to 564 and encodes 187 amino acids. Lineage: Eukaryota; Viridiplantae; Streptophyta; Magnoliopsida; Caryophyllales; Amaranthaceae. The record is from RefSeq and is a predicted model, not a curated record. The transcript is spliced from 2 exons.